AUUUACAAAACAAACAUGAUGGUUCAACAGCACACGUUAGCUCACUACUCGAUCAACUUCGACACGAGACUCGAUCUAAAAGCAAAAUCUCCGCAGGGAUUUUUCCUCUACUACCACUGCCAUCGUGCAAUUACUUAAUGAACGAAUUAGCGACACUCGAGCAAAAUACGCAAGGGGAGUUUGAAAUGGAAAGACAACACGUGCCAGGUCCAGCACCACCCAAAAGUUGGCAAAGAUCUCGGUAUUUAGAAGCAGGUAGGAAUACUGCGGGUAUUGUUUUUCCUAAGGAAAUUAAAGUGCGUAAAAUAAAAAAAGGAGCGUGGGAUGGAGAGAGAAAUCUCCCAGGUUUAGUCAUCAUUCCAUAUUCAUCAUCAUAUAUGGAUACGAUAUUCAGGUGA
Acaulospora morrowiae is the source of this 398-nucleotide messenger RNA. Lineage: Eukaryota; Fungi; Glomeromycota; Glomeromycetes; Diversisporales; Acaulosporaceae. The record is from the annotation of a GenBank genome assembly.